Molecule: messenger RNA, 1108 nt
Organism: Cucumis sativus (cucumber)
Lineage: Eukaryota; Viridiplantae; Streptophyta; Magnoliopsida; Cucurbitales; Cucurbitaceae
Product: NADPH-dependent pterin aldehyde reductase
Exons: 5
Coding region: 108-875 (255 amino acids)
Biological process (GO): folic acid-containing compound metabolic process
Cellular component (GO): cytosol
Molecular function (GO): oxidoreductase activity, acting on the CH-OH group of donors, NAD or NADP as acceptor
Source: RefSeq, a predicted model, not a curated record
UUGUAUUACAUAUGGAUUUCAUAACAAUAUAAGCUCAUUAUGUGAACGAAAGAAACCAUAUGAUUUAAAUUUAGAGACGAAGUGUGUGAAAGAGGUGGAAAUCCUCCAUGGCGGAACCAACUUCCAAUAAUUCGUCUCCACAGCUGGCCUUGGGUUCUCGUAAGGUGUUGAUCACCGGAGUUAGCAAGGGAUUAGGAAGAGCCUUAGCGUUGGAGCUGGCUAGCCGUGGCCACACCAUCAUCGGUUGUUCACGGGAUCAAACUAAACUUGAUUCUCUUCAGGCUCAGCUUUCUAAUCUUUCUUCUACAAACCAUUUACUCUACAACGUUGAUGUGAGAUCGAACACCAAGGUUGAGGAGUUUGCACGAGCUACGGUGGAAAAUGAAUUAGUUCCAAAUAUCAUUGUGAAUAAUGCAGGUUUGAUCAAUAGAAGUUGUAAAAUAUGGGAAUUGGAUGCACAAGAAUUUGAUAAUGUGAUUGAUACCAACGUGAAAGGAAUAGCAAAUAUAAUGCGUCAUUUCAUUCCACUUAUGAUUUCUUCCAACAAAGGCAUUAUCAUCAACAUGUCUUCUAUUGCUGGGAGAGAUGCGCGUGAACUGAUAGCACCCUAUUGUGCAUCAAAGUGGGGAGUUGAAGGACUAAGCAAAGCAAUAGCAAAAGAAGUGCCCGAGGGAAUGGGAAUUGUGAGCUUAGAUCCAGGCUUGAUAUUUACUGACAUGCUGCUUUCAUGCCUUCCCGAUUCUGCUCCCAACUAUCAAUCACCUCAACAUUGGGCUUCAAAAGCAGCAACAAUGAUUCUUAAUCUUACUGCACUCGAUAAUGGAACAUCUCUCACAGUUGAAGAUCCAGGAAUUGUGCCGAAGUCCUUGAGUUAAAAAAACCCAGUAAAGUUGUUGAAAAAAUUGGCACAAAAGGAAGAUACAUUCAUUUUGAAGAGAAAGAACUUUUACUUGGAAAGAACAAACAUUAGCACUCUCAGAUAAUACACAUUUUUAUUCUGAAGGCACUCAUUUACUUUUCACUCAAAGUUUCUCUUUACUUUUCACUCAAAGUUUCUCUCUAACUCUCUUGCUUUCUUUUUUCUCUCUUGCUUUCUUUUUUCUCUCUU